UUCCAUGUCAACCCUAAACAACACCUUUGCAUGUAGUCAACUGCUGUUGUGCACUUUCUCUCUGCUGCCCCAUAAAGAUGACGUUAUGCUGCAGAUCCGGGGCUGACGUCGCUCGCUCUCGCGAUAUUUCGGCGUCAAGCAGGUUUUGAGCCUAACCCCCCUCCCGCGCUGUCCCCUCCCACGCCCCAGCGCGCUGUGUCGGGAUAGUGGCAGUAUAAAGUAUAUCUUCCAUCCGAGACAGAUAAGAAGCGCCAGGCUAGAGGGGAUGAAGAUGGCGGACGCCAAGCAGAAAAGGAACGAACAGUUGAAGCGCUGGAUAGGCUCGGAGACGGAUCUCGAGCCGCCCGUCCUGAAGAAGAAGAAGACGAAGGUGAAGUUCGACGAUGGCGCCGUGUUUCUGGCCGCCUGCUCCAGCGGCGACACUGAGGAGGUGCUGCGAAUGCUCGACCGCUGCGCGGACAUCAACUACGCCAAUGUAGACGGACUCACCGCGCUGCACCAGGCCUGCAUAGAUGAUAAUGUGGACAUGGUGACCUUCCUUGUGGAGCAUGGAGCCUGCAUCAACCAGCCCGACAAUGAAGGCUGGAUUCCUCUUCACGCUGCCGCUUCCUGCGGAUACCUCGACAUCGCUGAGUAUCUUAUCAGUCAAGGUGCAAACGUUGGUGUAGUAAACAGCGAGGGAGAAACGCCACUGGAUAUUGCAGAGGAGGAGGCCAUGGAGGAGCUUCUGCAAAACGAGAUCAACCGGCAAGGCGUGGAUAUCGAGGCGGCCAGGAAAGAGGAGGAGCGGAUCAUGCUAAGGGAUGCACGACAGUGGCUUAACAGCGGCCAGAUCAACGACGUCCGGCACGCCAAGUCUGGGGGGACCGCACUGCACGUCGCUGCAGCCAAGGGAUACGCUGAGGUUUUAAAGCUUUUAAUCCAAGCAGGGUAUGAUGUAAAUAUUAAAGACUACGAUGGCUGGACUCCGCUCCACGCUGCUGCACACUGGGGCAAAGAAGAGGCCUGCCGGAUACUAGUAGAGCAUUUGUGUGAAAUGGACAUUGUCAAUAAAGUGGGUCAGACGGCGUUUGACGUAGCUGAUGAAGAUAUCUUGGGAUAUUUAGAAGAGCUGCAAAAGAAACAGAAUCUGCUUCUGAGUGAAAAGAAGGAUGUUAAGAAGUCUCAUUUAAUAGAAACUACGACUACUGGGGACAAUAAUCAAUCUGUGAAACCACUGAAGAGUAAAGAAACACUUCUACUGGAGCCAGAUAAGACUGUCCCACGAAUUGAGACUCUGGAGCCAGAGAAGGUGGAUGAAGAAGAGGGGGAGGGGAAGAAGGAUGAGUCUAGCUGCUCUAGUGAGGAAGAAGACGAGGAAGACUCAGAGUCUGAGAACGAAGCAGACAAGACCAAGUCUUCUGUUCCGUCGAGCAUUUCUAACAAUGCACCUGCUAGUAUCACCGUCACGUCUCCAACUACCCCCAGCAACCAGGUGACCACCCCAACCUCACCUACCAAAAAGGAGAAGGAGAAGACACGUCUGGCGUAUGUUGCACCAACCAUCCCGAGGAGACACGUUAGCACAUCAGACAUCGACGAGAAGGAAAACAGGGAUUCGGCUGCUAGUCUGGUACGUAGCGGCUCGUACACAAGGAGACGCUGGGAAGAAGACCUGAAGAACAGCGACGGAACUGCCUCGCAAAACAGAACCUCCAGCUAUCAGCGCAGUACGUCUCACACGCUAGCGUUAGGCCGCACGUCUAGCUCUCGCGACCUGCCCGCCAAAUCCUCCUCUGCCUCCAGCCUGGAACCUAACAACUCUAAAGCCUGGCAGCAGCCUUCCUCCUACUACCAGUCUUACAGCAUUCACCGCAGCGGAUCGUUUGGAAGGAAGCAGGAUGAUGCUUUAAGUUCCACUUCUUCCUCCACCUCCACAACAAUGACCUCCACCUCCUCUGUUACCUCACCCACCGGACAUCGCAGCCUGCUGUCCAGGUAUUGGGCAGAAGAGAGUACGGAAAAGGAGAAAGAGUCGGCCACGGUCAUCCCCACAAUCAACACUGCAGCCACCACCACUACCACCUCCACUACUGGAACUGUGCUGGGCUCUGACGGACGAGAGAGACGCAGAUCAUACCUCACCCCUGUGCGUGACGAAGAGUCCGAGUCUCAGAGGAAAGCCAGAUCCAGACAGGCACGGCAGUCCAGGAGGUCCACACAGGGUGUGACCUUGACUGAUCUCCAGGAGGCAGAGAAGACCAUCGGUCGCAGUCGUCCCACAUGGCCUCGAGAAGAGGAGAAAGAAGAGAAGGAGAAACAGGACAAGGAGAAACAAGAAGAGAAGAAAGAGACAGAGACCAAGGAGGAUGACUACAGGUCACGCUACCGCAGCUUUGAAGAGAAGUACCGGAGCACCUCCUUGGCCUCAACCACCACAGCCUCCUCCACCCUGCCUUCCUCCUUGUCUAGCAGCUCCUCUUCUCUGUACAGCACCUCCUCUCUGAACCGACCCAACAGCCUGAGUGGUCUCACUUCCACCUACAGCCGCACCACACGCGACACUGAGAGAGAGUCUGAUAGAAAAGAAAAAGAGGACGACAGGGACUCUGAAGACAAGUCUCAGCCACGCUCUAUACGCGACCGCAGAAGACCUCGAGAGAAAAGACGCUCGACUGGAGUGUCCUUCUGGACCCAGGAUAGUGACGAGAACGAGCCAGAGCAGCCAUCAGACUCAGAAGAAGGCAACACUAAAGGAGAGCCUCAGAGUGACAGACUGUCCAGGUAUGACCCUGUCUCUACUAGCACUUCCUAUCUCGACCGUUACGAGUCUUUGAGUAGCCGUGGCAUUGGGGAGAGCCGGCGGCCGUACUCUCGCUUCGAAAGAGACGACACCACUGAUUAUAAGAAGCUUUAUGAGCAGAUUUUAGCUGAAAACGAGAAGUUGAAAGCUCAGUUACGAGGUACAGAACUGGAGCUGGCAGACCUGAAACUGCAGCUGGAGAAAGCCACACAGAGGCAGGAGCGCUUUGCUGAUCGAUCACAGCUGGAGAUGGAGAAAAGGGAAAGAAGAGCUUUAGAAAGGAAGAUCUCUGAGAUGGAGGAGGAACUGAAGACGCUACCAGACUUAAAAGCAGACAACCAGAGACUAAAGGACGAGAAUGGAGCGCUGAUCCGAGUCAUAAGCAAGCUUUCCAAAUAGAACAGAGCCUCCCCACGACCUCCGGCAGUAACGGUAUUGCACAUCUAGAUAUGAAUACGAGACAACAGCGACAAGAAGGCUCCGUUUCUCAGUCCCCAGCUUUCCCUCGCUUCUCCGCUCCAUCACCUCACCACUCACACAGAACCACUGCGUUUACAGAACUAAGGAAAAGCGUCAGACGAGAGAAUGGCAUUGAACACUUUGCGGGCGGGGAAAGCCUCGAAAAACUAUUUAACCAAUAAGCCUUAGUUGUACAUACGUCACUUGCAUCAAAUUUCUCUUGGCUGUCACAGAACACCUGAUUUUAUUUGUGCCACACUUUAUUAUUUUUUUGCAGUUUUUUUUUUUUUUUGGUUUUUUUGCUCCGCUCUUUAAUCUUUCUUCCUGUAUAGAUGUGUUAUGCAAUGUGCAGCUCUCUCCUUCCAUUUCCUUCCACCCCCGUCCCGAAUGGCGCCAAAAGUCCCGCCUCGUCCUCGGAGGCACUGUCUCUCAGCAGAAGACUUCCCAGCAUUCCACAGUGCUGGCGCACGCUCCGCACACUUCCUCCUCUCUCUCACGGACCCCUGGCUUUACCGAUUAGGUGGACCUCGUGGAAUCGAAGCUUUCACUUAUGUGCAAUAUAUGCGUUUCUUUCUCUACAAACGCUUUAAGAACGUUCACUCUUGCACCACUUUCGUGGCUCACCCCGGUUUCCUUCCUCUCCCCCGACUUUCUUUGAGUUUGUAGUGUAGUCGUUGGUUUAUAUCUUGUACUCCUCACAUUGUUUUAGCAGGUACUGAGUGAAGUUGUAUAUACCUGUAUGUAUCGUUUGAGACCAGCACAUGGCAUGCGUUUAUGGUUCCCUGUCUGUUACUAUUGAAAUAUACCAACUCCAGAGGACAAAGUGUGUUUUUAACUAUUUCCUUCUUCUUUUAUAGUCGAAAAUGUCAUUGGAUAACAAUAGAGCCGCCCUCUUCAGUGCAUUUCUUUCUCUUCUUCUCAGUUUUAAGUGUUCACGGUAAUUGUGAGAUAAUAAUAUAAUUGCUUCACUACAUUUCACACAUUUUAUUCAGUAUCUUUGGAAGAGUGCUGUUCAUCUUUUUUGUCCUUUUCCCGUUUUUUUUUUUUUUUAAGCUGUAGUAUUAGCUAAGGUGUUGUCACUAAAAAGAAGAUCCUAGAUAUCGCUAACCCAGUCCUUUUUACAAUGUCUACAUGCACUGUCAAUGCCAUGUCAGGAGUCUUGCUGUCCGGUUUAGCGAACUUUUGCCACCGCGUCAGAUGAAGUCCAUGCAUCGGAAACACGUUUUAUGCAUUUCAGUGGCCUUUUACGUUAAAAUACUGUAGUUGGAAAAAAAUGUCGCUGUAGUUGGACUGUCAGCUGUCUCUUUGGUUUAGGUUUUUAAUAUUUUUUUGUUUUUGCUUUUUAAAUUUCCCAUCAUCUUGUAAAAUAGAUGUGUGGCUUCAUCCGUGCAAGCUGUGCUGUGACUACCAACCACUGAGAGUUAAUUAAAAUAAACUUGUACAUUG
Molecule: messenger RNA, 4687 nt
Organism: Sinocyclocheilus grahami
Lineage: Eukaryota; Metazoa; Chordata; Actinopteri; Cypriniformes; Cyprinidae
Product: protein phosphatase 1 regulatory subunit 12A-like
Exons: 25
Coding region: 266-3181 (971 amino acids)
Biological process (GO): signal transduction
Cellular component (GO): Z disc; A band; cytoplasm
Molecular function (GO): phosphatase regulator activity; enzyme inhibitor activity; protein kinase binding
Source: RefSeq, a predicted model, not a curated record